CCAGCAACUCAUACAGUGGUUUGUACAGAUAACUAAAUACAUAAAUAUUACCAGACCUAUAUCGGUAUCGGUCGAUAUCGGAAUUGGAUAUUGAGUGUUUGGACAAUAUCAGCACACUGAAUAUCAAAUAUCACAGCAAAAAGUUAAUACCGAACAUCCCUAAUUACAUCGUUGACAGCCAUGAUAAUUGUACAUAUAGAAGUUCCACCCCGCGAUGUAUAAUUCAGGUUUUAUUUAUUUUAUUAUUCAUCUGACUGUAAACCAGAUUAAAAAGCAUAAUUCGGUGAUGACCAGCUCACAGAGGAGACCUUCUACUCUCUCACUCUCUAUGUCUCUCAAUCCCUCUCUCUCUCUCUCUCCCUCCUUGUCCUUCAUUUGAAUAAGUUGCUCUCUUCGUGCAUACAUGCGUCAACAAUGAACCAAGUCCAUUUCCACGGGCCUAUAGGAACCUUGAGCUGCGUCCUCAUUAUUCUGCUCCACGCAGUUCAUUGAAAAGCGACAUUGUUUCUUUAAGAUUGCACUUGCUCUCAUCCGCGCCUCUGUUCAUUGUUGGAGGGGAGGGGGGGGGGGUAUGCAGAUAGAGAGUUUGUGAUUGAUAUACGGGGGCCGCAGACAAGUUGUGCAUCAAAUCAGCGGAGCAGCCGCAGAGCAGGAGGCAGUGAGAGUCAACAAGUCCGCCAGGCAUCCUUCCAAACAUGGGUUGCUAUGACUGCUGUAUGCGCUGUUUGGGUGGGGUGCCAUACUGCUCCCUGGUGGCCACGCUGCUGUGUUUCUCUGGCAUCGCCCUCUUCUGCGGUUGCGGGCACCAGGCCCUCACAGAGACAGAGCGACUGGUAGCGCAGUAUUUCGCCCGUAACCCCCAGGACUACGACACCUUCGCCUACUUCAUUCUAUAUUUCCAGUAUGUCAUUUACGGCUUGGCCUCCUUUUUCUUCCUCUACUGCAUUGUGCUGUUGGCAGAGGGCUUCUACACCACCAGCGCUGCCAAGCAAACCUUUGGAGAGACCAGGAGCACCAUGUGUGGCCGCUGCCUCAGCUCCUCGUUUAUAGUGUUGACAUACGCGCUGGCCGUGCUGUGGCUGCUGGUGUUCGUCUCCUCUGCCCUGCCCGUCUACUACUUCUACAACAUGGCCUCCACCUGCCACACCAUUGACGUUCUGACCGAGACGCCGGCGAGCAUCAAUCAGCUCUGUGUUGAUGCCAGGCAAUAUGGCCUAUUACCAUGGAACGCAGUACCAGGAAAGGCCUGCGGAAUGACCCUGUUGACUGUUUGCAAGACUGAAGAGUACCAGAUGGCCUAUAACCUCUACAUCGCCGCCUUCGUCGGAGCGGGCAUCACUCUCUUGGCUCUGGUGCACUGUUUCCUGCACUUGGCGGUGUACCAGAGGAAGCUGAGGCACAGGGCAAAAGAGGAGUGGAGAGGCUACGACCUGUGCCUGAGGCUGCAGAGGGACUGGGGCAAGAGUCUGAGUUCUCCGUACCCCGCCCAUACUACGGACGUCUCACGAUUGGCCGAUUAGAGCGUCAGUGACAACCGUCGCAAAUGAGUCGGCCGUGGAAAUGAUGGCGUCGUUGUUACUGUUAAACUGCUUCCCUUCAUGGUUUUCUCCUAAUUUGGGCUAUCCCAUAGUUUGUUAAAUUUGUUUUAUUUCUGUAUUUGAUCGACAUUAUUUUAAAAAGAAAAGUCUUUUAGGUUUAAAAAAAAACAAUCCUGCCUCGGGUCAGAUUCACGUCGUAUAUGCUCGAAAUCCUAUUUUUAAUGAAGGGAAAAUAAAAAUGCAGAGCAUGUUUGAUAUUCCUUUUUUAAUAGAGAGGAAAUGAACACUCCUCACUCUCUUGGGUCCCACGCAUACUUGAGAAUUCAGUGACAUUCAAGGCCCUGUCUGAUGAAAUUUAAACAAGGCCUGUUUCGGGGUAAAAAGAAAAUACCAAAAGUUGCAUUUAUUGAUGUAACUGAGAAAUGAAAGGGAGAAGGCCGGGGGAAUUUGACGUCAAUAUCUCAGCUCUUUAUUAACUGGGACAUUUUUCUCCUCCCUGAUGAAGAAAUGUAGUCGGCGAAGUCAGCUAUUUUUGUUUUCAAAAAUAGCUAACAAAAUGUAUUGUUUUGAAGCUGCGUACAACAACAACAACAAAAAAACACGGACAAGAUUGUGUUUCCCUUUGGUUCGCCUCAUGUUUUAUUUGUAGCCAAGCACUGGAGGGUAUUCAAUACUUUGCCAGCAUGUUGGCAGAAUCAGGCGUAUCCAUUGUAGUGCAAAAAGAGAGGUGUAAGGGAAGCUGAGGAUUGGAUCAACAAGAGAUGAAAAGUCCUAACGUUCACACAUCUUACAUCACACACACACGUGGGGUAAGUACGGAGUAAAACGGACGACAAUCGCCAUACAAUUAAUGCCCUUUGCGAUUUACAUUAGCCGACAGUGAGGACAGGCCAGAGAAUUGAGCGUUCACAUUCAUAUUUAAAUAGUACAGUUUUUUAAAACAGUUCAAAAAUGAAACAAAACACUGACAUUAGACUCAAUGACAAAUGAGAGCUACACACCGUUAUGAUACCAGCUUGUACAGUAAAUACGCACUCCCUCUUAAGGUAAACACUGCGUUCGGCUACAUGCUCUGAACGGUAAAGUCGUCCAGUAAGAAAACGAACGCUUCUGUUUUAAUUCAGAAAGUAUUAACGCUGACAAACGACCAAACCUCAGCCCCCGGUUUCUGGCCUGCAAUUAACGCAGGCUAACAGCUCCAUUCUGUUCAAAUGCCAAAAUCAG
Molecule: messenger RNA, 2762 nt
Organism: Cynoglossus semilaevis (tongue sole)
Lineage: Eukaryota; Metazoa; Chordata; Actinopteri; Pleuronectiformes; Cynoglossidae
Gene: plp1a
Product: proteolipid protein 1a
Exons: 7
Coding region: 696-1520 (274 amino acids)
Biological process (GO): axon development; central nervous system myelination
Cellular component (GO): plasma membrane; myelin sheath
Molecular function (GO): structural constituent of myelin sheath
Source: RefSeq, a predicted model, not a curated record